GUCUUAAUACACACCUGAUAAUUUAGUGUUGUAUAUUAUUUUGCGUUUCUGUCAAGAGAUCCUUCUAAAAAUUACACACUGCACCUUUAAUAUAAAAUAAUAAAGAAAAAUUGUCCAGCAAUAAAACUCACAAUGAGGUCUGGAGACGCUUAACAAUAAACUGCUGUAAAUCUGAUAAUAUUUCUAAUGAUAAAACACUCUCACUCAGAACAGACAGACAGACACACAUACACAACCAAUAUAUGUGUACAUAUUAUGGGUGGAGUUAUGACGUCACUGUAGUGUUAGAGAAAGUGAAACUGGUUAACGGUCAUAGAAGUCUUACCUAUUUAAACUAUCUAACAACAGAAUAUUUCUUCAGUCAUUGUAAAAGUAAAUUGAACCCAGCUGAUAUUCACUCACAGCAAUGUCAUCCUUCAGUACUGCUAUGACUGAAAAGCUUCAGUGUUCAAUCUGUCUGGAUGUGUUCAAUGAUCCAGUCAGCACUCCAUGUGGACACAACUUCUGCAAGAUCUGCCUGAAGACAUGUUGGGACAACAGUCAAGACUGCAGCUGUCCAAACUGUAGAGAAACAUUCAAGCAAAGACCUGAACUCAAGAUUAAUACAACACUCAGAGAUCUUGUGGAUGAACAUAAGAAGAAAACUGCAGAGAAACAACCUGAAGUCCUCUGUGACAUCUGUGAGGAAGUAAAACUGAAGGCUGUGAAGUCCUGUCUGGUGUGUCAGAGCUCUUACUGUCAAACUCAUCUGGAGUCUCAUAUGAGAGUGACAGGUUUACAGAAACACAAACUGAUUGAUCCUGUGAAUAAUCUGCAGGAUUAUAUAUGUCUGAAACAUGAGAAACCUCUGGAGCUCUUCUGUAGAGAUGAUCAGACAUGUGUGUGUUUCAUCUGUACUUUCACAGAUCACAAGAAUCAUAACUUUGUUUCUGUAAAGGAAGAGGGUGAAGAGAAGAAGAUUGAGCUGUUGAAGACACAGACAGAUGUGCAGCAGAAGAUCCAAGAAAGAAUCGAGAAAAUUCAAGAUAUCAAACAUUCAGCAGAACUCAGAAUAGUGAGUACCGUAAAACUUCAAAUAAUAGCCUGGUCCCAAAUAGACGCCUCGUGGAGAUCCAUUGAAAGAUGUCAGUCUGAACUGAUGAAGAUGAUGGAGGAGAAGCAGAAAGCAGCAGAGAAACAGGAUGAAGAUCUCAUUAAAGAUCUGGAGCAAGAGAUCACUGAGCUGAAGAGAAGAAACACUGAACUGGAGAAGAUCACAAACACUGAAGAUCAUCUACACAUCAUACAGAUUCACUCAUCCAUCUGUAGGCCUUUAAACAUCAAGAACUGGCCUGAGAUCAGUAUGAAGAGUCAUGUGAGUGUGGAGGAGAUCAGGAGAUCUCUGACUCAACUGCAGGAGACUCUUCAUGAGAAACUUGGUGAAGCUGAGUUUAAGUGGAUGCAGCAGUAUGAAGUGGAUGUGAUUCUGGAUCCUGAUACAGCUCAUCCAUUUCUCAUCCUGUCUGAUGAUAACAAACAAGUGAGACAAGGAAUCAUGAAGCAUAAACUCCCAGACAACCCAAAGAGAUUUAGAAAUUAUGGCAUUAUCUUGGGAAAGCAGGGAUUUUCAUCAAGUAGAUUUUAUUUUGAGGUUCAGGUGAAGGGAAAGACUGCCUGGCAAUUAGGUGUGGCCAGAGAAUCUGUUAAAAGGAAGGAAGCGACUACACUGACACCAGAAAAUGGAUUCUGGGAUGUGAUUCUGAAGAAUGAGAAUCAAUAUAUAGCUAAUGCUGAUCCCUCUGUCUCUCUGUCUCUGAAAGUAAAACCACAGAAGGUGGGUGUGUUUGUGGAUUAUGAGGAGGGUUUGGUCUCCUUUUAUGAUGUGGAGUCCAGAUCUCAUAUCUACUCUUUUACUGAUCAAUCUUUCAAUGAGAAACUCUAUCCAUAUUUUAAUCCAUGUAACGAUAAUAAAGGUAAAAACUCAGCCCCGCUGAUCAUCAUACCUGUCAAUUGCAAUCAAUAAAUUUACCAACCAAAAGUAAAAUACUAUGAUAGUAAUACUUUCUAUAAUUAAUGAUAGGUAUGUAAACAUUAAGGGGUGGUUUCCCGGACAGGGAUUAGCUCAAACCAGGACUAUACCUUAGUUUAAUUAUGAAAUAUAGCUAGUUUGAACAAACAUACCUUACUAAAACAUUACUUGUGUGCACUUUGAGUAAAAAAAGGCCACUUAUGUAUUUUAAGAUAUGUCAGUCCAAGUGGUUUUCAGUGUGGACAGCUCUUACAUUUAUUUUAGUCUAGGACUAGUCUAAUACCUGUACUGGAAACCGCCUCUAAACGUAUAGAUGCUGAUUUUGAUGACAACACUUUUUAAUGUCAUGUAAUGCGUUUGUUGUAAUUAUAGACAUUUCAUUUUAAAUGUAUCAGUGUAUUGUGGUGUCUGAGAAUGUAUCAUAAAAUAACAAAAGUUAGUAUUGUGCUACGGUAAUGACUAAAAAUAAUACCUUGAUAUCUUAUACAGUUCUGCCAUUUUAUUGAAAUAUUCAUUCAUCAUUAAUUUAGUUUGUCCAGAUUCUUUAAACAAAAUACUGUACAAUAAAAUAAAACGUGACAUCAU
This is a messenger RNA of Misgurnus anguillicaudatus (oriental weatherfish), 2593 nucleotides long. Lineage: Eukaryota; Metazoa; Chordata; Actinopteri; Cypriniformes; Cobitidae. The record is from RefSeq and is a predicted model, not a curated record.